AUGCAACUCAAGACAAAAAGGCUUGCAAAGGAAGCAGCAAAGAUAGGUCUACAGGUGAACAUCGACAAGACAGAGGUAAUGCGGCUCCAAAACAAACAGCAAACACCAAUUACGCUUGGAGAGCACAAACUGAAAGAUGUAGACUCCUUUACAUACUUAGGCAGCAUCGUCACAAUCACUGGUGGAACAGAUGAAGACAUAAAAGCAAGAAUUAAAGCGAGACACGUCUUCAUCACCCUCAAGCCUGUGUGGAAAUCAACAGCACUGUCCACACCCAUAAAACUUCGCAUCUAUAACACCAAUGUCAAGUCUGUGCUCCUCUACGGGUCUGAAACAUGGAGAGUCACCAACACCACCUCCAACAAACUACAAACCUUCGCAAACAGAUGUCUGCGCCACAUACUAAACAUCAGAUGGCCAGAAAAUAUAAACAACAAGAACCUGUGGGAAACAACAAACCAAGACCCAAUCACUAAACAAAUAACCCGUAGAAAGUGGCGGUGGAUUGGACAUACCCUCCGAAAACCAUCGGGAGACAUUACACGCCACGCACUCGAGUGGAACCCCCAAGGCAAAUGGCGAGUUGGGCGUCCCAGGACAACUUGGCGAAGGUCAUGUGAAGAGGAAAUCAGACAGUGUGGACAUAGCUGGGAACAAUUGAAAAAGGCUGCUCAAAACAGAGUGCGAUGGAGGACUGUUGCCGAGGCCCUAUGUUCCACCAGGAACCAAAAGGAACCAUGA
Messenger RNA from Saccostrea echinata, 741 nucleotides. RefSeq lists its product as uncharacterized. The transcript has a single exon. Lineage: Eukaryota; Metazoa; Mollusca; Bivalvia; Ostreida; Ostreidae. Bases 1 to 741 code for a protein of 246 amino acids. The record is from RefSeq and is a predicted model, not a curated record.